Messenger RNA from Exaiptasia diaphana, 1176 nucleotides. RefSeq lists its product as uncharacterized. Bases 102 to 791 code for a protein of 229 amino acids. NCBI's taxonomy places the organism in Eukaryota, Metazoa, Cnidaria, Anthozoa, Actiniaria, Aiptasiidae. The record is from RefSeq and is a predicted model, not a curated record. The transcript has 4 exons.
UUGACUGAGGUUYGUGUAAACUGAAACCACAGUUUUAACUGUUAAAACAUUCGUUCCGAAGGAAUUGACGCACACUAUACACCAGUAAAUGCGAAUCAAURAUGCUACAGGCACGUAGGAUUUUAUUGGGAUUAUAUUUUGGGAGCGUCAUUGUGUUCAGUGACGGCGCACCACAAGACUGUAAUAUGGACUUCGUUAGCAAAGAAUCAAGACCAUGUACAAGGAAAUUCUUAGACACCAUGAUACAAAAUCCCUCUGUGAAUUGCAGCAAAGUGUUCAAGAACAUGACUUCCUGUCUUCAUAACAUCUUGUUCAGCAAGUGUUUUGAUAAUUCCAUUGCUGAUGAUCCCUCCUUCAAGCCACAGUUAGAACAACUGUUUAACUAUUACGCGCGGUCUAUUGCAAGCGUGGAAUCCGCGUUCUGUUCAGAAGGGGCAGUUGAGAUAAAUGCAACGGCAAUUCAACCAGAAUUGAAGAGCUUUAUCCCGUGCAAAGAACARAUGUUCGAGGAGGGACCGAUCUGUUCGAAGGAUUUUGUCGCCAAGUUCAAAGCCAGUAGGAAUGAUUCUUCACUGUGUGGAUUGUAUUCCAAAGCCAAACACUGUGAAACUUCUGUUGUCAARAAAUACUGCAGAAAAGAGAUAGUUCAACUCGUGGAUCCUUACAACCCGUUCUGCAAGAAAGUCGAAGUUAAAAGYAAUCAGGCAUCGCGGCAAACCCCUGGAAUAUGUUUUUAUCUUCUGCUGCUCUUUGUAUAUAUGAUAAAACUGGUAGCUUUUGAAAGUCUGUAAGGUAGAGUGAGAACAUUAAAUCAGUGUAAGAAAUCCUGAUAGUCAAAAGUACUGGUAAGCUGUUAAAAACAGACGUUUUUCGAUGUGCUUCAGAGAUUUGAUUUGCUGCAAUUGUAYUACCCACGCAGCAGGGAGCAUUUCACUUAUCUAUUAURUGUGAGCUUUUCCGCGGCCAUAUUCAAUUCAGUGCUUGAUUUCAGGUAGCGACAGCCGUUCACGACUCAUGUAACUGGACAUUAAUAGUCACUAAAUUGUGUAUGAAUUAUAUUGCCUAGUAAAAUUCUAUAGCAAAGGUAAUAAUAUACUAGAACACACAGAAGACGAUAAAGAAAUAAAGUUGUAAAACCAGAAAAAAUAAUUGAUAUAAAAUAAAUGUUUGCYAUGA